CUCCCUUCUCUGUGUUCAGCCACCACUCUUUUUGAGAAAGCUCGUUAUUGUGUCUUAUAGUCCAUUUCUGGUCCCAUCUCAUGUCCGUAUCGGCGGCCAAACAAUACAUGAGACCACAGGUCACCAAAUUAGGAUGGUCUUCUUAGCUCGGCAUCCCCAAACCUGGCCUUAUGCUCCGGAAUCGACAGGGAAGCACUUGGGUCUCCUGGACGUCGGGAACAAGAAGAUCAACUAUUUUGCGGCGCAGGGCAGCGCUCGCUCUAUUUUCCAAAGGCUGAGCCGGGAUCUCUGCAGCUACCUGGAGUGCAACGUCGAAGAGCUACAGGAGUCGGACGCCCACAUUGGGCUCUCUUUAUACAUGGUUGGGAAACAAGCCGAGAGAAGCAAGCCGAUAGUGAUGCUGGUAUCGGAAGAUGCCGUACUUCGAAAAACCGCUUUUCGAUCAGUUCGAGACAAGAGUGGCAUACUUCGCCGCUGCCCAGGGUUCGAGCUUGGCCAUAUGCCGCUUCAGGCAGAGUUCCAAGACUUCCGCCCAUUGGCUGCAGACUCGACCGAUCUUUGUCUUUUCCAACAGCCAACGGGUGAUAGUUCUGUAGGAAUAGUGGUAGACGAUCACGUCGAUUCGACAUGCAAGAAGCUCAUCUCUCGAGAGGCGAAAGGCGACGAAAUAGAACACCGGUUGGCAACGAGCGGUGGCCUGAUUUUGUACAAAGGAAUGUACAUGCUCCACGCCGUCAACCACUUCUUGGGAACAUCAGGAAAACAAGUCGCCAAUCAAUAUCUGCUUGAAGAAGACGUUGCGCCUGAGACGGGUUGCAGCACUGACGAGGAAAACGAAUGCGAGAUCACAGGCUGGAGCGACUUUGAGGAUGACGAAGGAAUUGAUCUAGCGGAUUCGACGAGCCAGGGAAGCGCUUCGCCCAGAAUCGUCGAGUUCGAAGAUGUUUUGCUUCCCAAAUCAGAUAUGGGCGACUUGGAUGACUCGGACGACUCGGACGGGUACCCAGACUCGCUCCCCUCAAUCAUUUCUGUCAAUGCAAUGCCCGACCUAACACCAAAAUCUGAAGUGCUCUUCAGCAACUCAGUCACCCGUCAGUCGAAUUCACGAACGAGAUGGGUUAUUGAAGCUGGUCGGAUUGUCAUGUCUUCACGUGAUCUUGACUCGGCGCUCGUACAAGUCCAGCCUUCAACAUUGGAAGACCUGGGUUAUGAUGGAAGGUCUGUCACCGACUUCGCCAUCCCACUGCAAGAUUACGCGAAGCACAUCGAACCAGGCCCGCGGGAUGCAGAAAUCGAGCUCGAGACGUCAUCGGGAGUUUUCAUCCGGGGGUUGAUUAAUGGCACCCCGAGCUUCUUUCGCUUACCCGACUCCAAGAAGUUUGUGGAGGUUUACACCGUCAACCUAAAAAGCCCACUCAAGUACGGUGACUGUGGUACUUGGGUUUGGAGUGCCGACUUAGAAACGAAGAAGUUAUUCGGACACGUCGUCGCGGGUAGUCCAACGACUGGGCUUGCCUUGGUGAUGCCUGCCCACCGCGUCUUCCGCGAAGCGUUGGAGUACCUGAGUACCAGUAGUCAUGAGACUGACGACUCCGACGCGGAAGGGAGUGGAUCUCAGCCAUCAGAUCGCUGGAAGGCCGAGACAAAGCUCGACAGUACCGAGCCCCUUUUGGUGGACGCACAAGGAGACGGUCACGGCCCAUCAGAGGACGCAGUACUGCACCCGGUUCGCUCGUUCUCAAAACGGGAUUUACUUUUCCCGACACAGCGUGAAUGGGUCGAAGAAAUCAGCCGAGACUAUAAUGGCUUCUUCCACAAGAUUGAGUCGGAUUUCGAACGCUUAGUCAACAUGGCUAUCGAUUUGUCGACUCAUCGACAAAGCCAGGCGAGUAGAGGGCAACCUGGCGGGAACACGGUCUCUCGUUCAGAAAUCGCGUUUGACAUUGACCAGAGGCAGGUUGUACCAUGGCGAGCGUCCACUGCAGAGGAUAUUCAUCAAACGAGAAUCUUCAAGGCCUCGACAGUAUUUCAUGCGUAUGGUAUGGGCCGCAACGUCGAGACCCUCGGGGCCUAUUCUCCGCCCAGCUCUUGCUUUCAUGACGCAUCGGAGAACCCCCGUCAGGUCGAAGAGUUGCCCGCCGACGGGGAUUCAGACGGCUUCACCCCAUUUGACGCGUCGAAAAUAGCACCCGGCGACGACCUCGACGCAACAACGAUUAGCCACAAUGAUAUCUGGGCACUGGGUUAUGUUUUUCUGGAAACAUUUUCUAUUGUCACCGACAAAGAUAAUUUAAAAAGACAUUACCGCUCAGAAGUCUUGCUGGCUUUGGCACAAAACAAGGCCAAUCUGAGGGUGGACAUUUUGUUUCCCUCCCAACAGCCUCUUGGGCCAUUUCCUUUUGCUCAGUCUUUGCUGCUACCCCCAGAAUACCCCAUUAGACAACCGAGUUUCAAUGAAACCGUUCACGUGUGGUGGAAUCGAUCACAGUCAUCACAGCUUGAUGAUGAUGGAAAGGAAAGAAACAUGGCCGAGACGGACAUAGAAGAUGUUGACUGAUACCGUCAAGAAGAGUACAUCCCAACUGAUGUAAUCGUACGGUGCCUUUCGAGAGGCAGAGAUAUCUGGGACAUCGCAAUCGAAAGCCAAAAUGGUUGAGGAUUUUGAAAACUGGAACACCGAAGAACAUCCCGAUGAAUAUAAAGGUGUACAUGCUCAUCUGGGUCGAAAUAACACAGGCUAAAGUAUGGAGAAAACUAUGGAAACCUUGGUUGACAGCAUUGUUGCUGGAGUCACGCUGGAAGAUCAAUAGUGUGCUCACCUAGCCGGGGUUUCAGCCGGCAAGAACUGCCAUCGAUGAUCAAACUGAUGUCGAAGAAGCUGGGCGGACUAUCUUGGCAGCGAUUCUUGUAGUUUUUGGGUUAUCUAUGUUUGCAUCCAUUCGAAAUAUGUUGGUAACCCCAACGACCAAAAAGUAACCCAACAAAGAUUCGGAAAGAGAUUGAAAGGUUGCCGCAGAUGAAGUAUAUCUCAUGGCUGAAACUGUCUGCG
Messenger RNA from Colletotrichum destructivum, 3049 nucleotides. RefSeq lists its product as uncharacterized. The record is from RefSeq and is a predicted model, not a curated record. The transcript has 2 exons. Bases 134 to 2557 code for a protein of 807 amino acids. NCBI's taxonomy places the organism in Eukaryota, Fungi, Ascomycota, Sordariomycetes, Glomerellales, Glomerellaceae.